This is a messenger RNA of Prunus dulcis (almond), 879 nucleotides long. RefSeq lists its product as uncharacterized. The transcript has a single exon. The record is from RefSeq and is a predicted model, not a curated record. Lineage: Eukaryota; Viridiplantae; Streptophyta; Magnoliopsida; Rosales; Rosaceae. Bases 1 to 879 code for a protein of 292 amino acids.
AUGGCAGGAGAGAACUACACCGAGUUCACCAUCCCUACACAUCAUAUCUUAGCCCAAGUGAAGGACAAACCUUUGGUAAGAAGACCACCACCCUUGAAAGGAGAUCCGGACCAAACGCAUACUAGAAAAUACAGUGCCUUCCAUAGGACGCAAGGGCACACUACGAACAACUGCUUCGCUUGGAAAACGCACCUUGAAGAAAUCGUGAGAAAAGGUCACUGCACAGAAUUCAUUGCGAAGCAGGCCAUCCAACGAAUAGAUGAUCGUGACACUGCCAGGGAGCCACCUCAGAAGGUCAUAAGGAUUAACACAGUCCCAGCCGACUUCGAGGACACUAGGCUAACUAGCAAAGAAAAGAAGAGGAAGAUCAAACAGGGCACUGUGAUCUCCCAAAUCUCAAUCGACCUUCCACCUGCAAAAGACGGUCAUGUGACCGGCUUCCAAAAGAAAGAUCUAAUCGGCCUCGACAUGCCACAUGACAAUGCCCUUGUCAUUAGCAUUCAAAUUGCUCAGGCCAUGGUCAACCGAAUCCAUGUAGACAAGGACAGCGUAGCCAUUAUCCUGCAACUGGCGGUCAUCCAGCAGAUGGGCUUGGAGACGAAGAUCAAUAAAUCAGCCAAAUCGUUGACCAGCUUUAAUGGUGCAACAACGGUUACCGUUGGCACGAUAGACCUUGAUGUCUACUCCCCACCUGUAAUCAGCUCGCAAACAUUCAUGGUUAUUAAUGAGGUCUCACCCUAUAAUGGCAUACUGGGCAGACCAUGGAUCAGCAAGAUUAACGCCAUCACAUCUGCUAUACAUCAGAAAAUCUGCUACCCAGUGUCGGUCAGAUCAACAACGAUCAAGAAAUGGCAAGGAAAUGCUCGGCUCAAUGGCUGA